CGGCGUCGGGGCGUGAAGGGGCGGGAGGAAGGAGACGACUUGGUGGCGUCGCGCGAAGGGGGCGGGGCCUGCAACGUCGGCCCGAACGAGGGGACGCAACGGAGGCAGGUCGGAACCGCUGCCGUCGCCAUGACCCGCGGUAACCAGCGAGAGCUCGCCCGCCAGAAGAACAUGAAGAAGCAGAGCGACUCCGUUAAGGGAAAGCGUCGAGAUGAUGGGCUUUCUGCUGCCGCCCGCAAGCAGAGGGACUCGGAGAUCAUGCAGCAGAAGCAGAAAAAGGCAAACGAGAAGAAGGAGGAACCCAAGUAGCUUUGUGGCUUCGUGUCCAACCCUCUUGCCCUACGCCUGUGUGCCUGGAGUCAGUCCACCAUGCUCGAGUUUCUUCCUGUAGCGCUCACAGGUCCCAGCACCGACGGCAUUCCCUUUGCCCUGAGUCUGCAGCGGGUUCCUUUUGUGCUUCCUUCCCCUCAGG
Molecule: messenger RNA, 472 nt
Organism: Mesocricetus auratus (golden hamster)
Lineage: Eukaryota; Metazoa; Chordata; Mammalia; Rodentia; Cricetidae
Gene: Serf2
Product: small EDRK-rich factor 2
Exons: 3
Coding region: 130-309 (59 amino acids)
Source: RefSeq, a predicted model, not a curated record